This is a messenger RNA of Aquila chrysaetos chrysaetos, 1878 nucleotides long. It is a transcript of the gene C24H9orf78, whose product is annotated as chromosome 24 C9orf78 homolog. The coding region runs from base 101 to 970 and encodes 289 amino acids. The transcript is spliced from 9 exons. Gene Ontology annotation, biological process: mRNA splicing, via spliceosome. Gene Ontology annotation, cellular component: spliceosomal complex. NCBI's taxonomy places the organism in Eukaryota, Metazoa, Chordata, Aves, Accipitriformes, Accipitridae. The record is from RefSeq and is a predicted model, not a curated record.
GGCUGUGGCGUCAUCGGUGCGCGACGCGCUCGGCGCGGAGGUGGAGGCGGUGGGGGGGGUUGCCGUGUGGCGGCGGUGCCGGAGCGCUGCGGGUGACGCCAUGCCGGCCAAGAAGUCCUUCCGCCGGCGGAGGGAGGACUCCGAGGAGGAGGAGGAGGACGAGCAGGUCGCCGAGGAGGUCAGGUUAAAAGUUGAGGAAGCCAAAGAAGUUCAGAGCCUCAGAAAGCGACCCAAUGGGGUGAGCGCUGUAGCUCUGCUUGUGGGAGAGAAGUUGCAAGAAGAAGCAACACUUGUGGAUGACCCAUUUAAGAUAAAAUCUGGGGGAAUGGUGGACAUGAAGAAGCUGAAAGAAAGAGGCAAGGACAGGAUUAAUGAGGAGGAAGACCUAAACUUGGGAACUUCCUUCUCAGCUGAAACCAACAGGAGGGAUGAAGAUGCUGACAUGAUGAAGUACAUUGAGACUGAGCUGAAGAAGAGAAAGGGAAUUGUGGAGAACGAGGAGCAGAAGGUGAAGCUUAAGAAUGCCGAGGACUCUCUGUAUGAGCUGCCAGAGAACAUCCGUGUCUCCUCUGCCAAGAAGACUGAGGAGAUGCUGUCCAACCAGAUGCUGAGUGGCAUUCCUGAAGUGGACCUGGGAAUUGAUGCAAAAAUAAAAAACAUCAUCUCAACUGAAGAGGCCAAGGCCAAGCUGCUGGCAGAGCAGCAGAACAAAAAGAAAGACAGUGAAACUUCCUUUGUUCCCACCAACAUGGCUGUUAACUAUGUCCAGCACAACAGAUUUUAUCAUGAGGAGCUAAAUGCACCAGUGCGAAGGAACAAAGAAGAGCCAAAGCCUCGUCCACUGAGAGUGGGGGAUACAGAGAGGCCAGAACCUGAGCGGUCUCCUCCAAAUCGCAAACGUCCACUCAAUGAAAAAGCAACAGAUGAUUAUCACUAUGAGAAAUUCAAGAAGAUGAAUAGGCGAUACUGAUGAACGUGGACUGAAGUCUUUGCAGUGGUUCUUACUUUCCACUAAUAAAGGAUUUUAUGUCAAUGACCUGAAAUGGAGUUGGGGAGAGUCACUGCCUUCACAUACCAGUGUUACCUACCAAGCUUUUCUUGUGAUCUUGUAGUGAAUCAGUUUGCAGGUGAUUGUGAACUGUUUGGCUGGUAAAAUCUUGUAUAUAAGUUAUUUUCAGUUAUAAAACUUCUUUUAUAAGAACAUGAGCUUUCAUGGUUGGCAUUUUUUAGUGAGAAAACAAACUUGCUUUUACAGAUUCUUUCACCCUCCUAAAAAAGUCGGGGAAAAAAGAGAUCCUUUAAGAGCAGCAGUGCUGUUUGCCUUGGAAAUAUAAAGGGAAGGGGUAAAGCUGGUUUGCUUCAACGCCGCUUUGUAAGAGACUUCUUGUUUGUUCCCAAGGGCCUUUGCUGUGCAGAGCGUGUAAGGCUGAGAUGCUGCAGCAGCGUGUUCCGUGCCGCUGCUCCUCAGCCUGGCUUUCAAGUACUCCAGGAGAAAUCACAGUGUUGGCUGUGCCUGGCGCUGCCUCGCUGGGUCUGUCAUCAGCGCAAGAAAUGACAGCAGAUAGCCAGCGCCAGGGAUUUUAUGUCAUAUGCUGUGUUGGUUUGUGUCUUUUUCCCCCCUGUAAACUUACUUCUGUAGCAGUUCACUGCAUUUUAUUUUAGCCGCGAAGAAGAAAAGCGGCUCAAGUUGUAACUGUUGAAUUGGAGGAAAAUCUCAUUUUCAGCUCUUGGGACAGGGUCAGUGUGGCAGCUGGUGACGAGGGCAGAGGCCCUGCAGCCUGUGUCAGCCACGUCUUCCCAGGAGGUGUGAUGUGUGGGAACUUGAAGGCAAGAUUUGGAACUUUUAAAAUAAUAAAAGUGUUUUUAAGUGAUCGUAAA